Pichia membranifaciens NRRL Y-2026 is the source of this 1790-nucleotide messenger RNA. RefSeq lists its product as hypothetical. The transcript has a single exon. Gene Ontology annotation, cellular component: nuclear proteasome complex; proteasome regulatory particle, lid subcomplex; cytoplasm. The coding region runs from base 63 to 1391 and encodes 442 amino acids. NCBI's taxonomy places the organism in Eukaryota, Fungi, Ascomycota, Pichiomycetes, Pichiales, Pichiaceae. The record is from RefSeq and is a predicted model, not a curated record.
AACGACUCCCUGUUGUUAUAAGGUUGCUCUUUUUAAGGAUACAAUAAGCAUUCAACGGAAACAUGUCGAGCGAUCCAUUUCAAAAGCCGCAAAGAGAUUAUACCGAAACAUUGAAUGAACAGUUCACCCAAAUUGACGAGUUGAUCAAGACAGACUAUAAAAGUGCCUUGGACAAGCUUCUUUUGUUGGAGAAACAAACAAGACAAGCCUCUGAUGGAGUUUCUUCGAAAAGGAUUAUGGUGAAACUUACCGAUCUCUUGGUUUACGCCAAGGACUGGGAGUUGUUAAAUGAACAAAUCACCCUGCUAUCAAAGAAGCAUGGUCAAUUAAAAGAAUCUAUCCAAACUUUGAUACAGGAAGUCAUCAAAAAUUUGAACGCAAUUAAGGACCUUGAUACAAAAAUGAAAAUAAUUGAAACAAUCAGAAUAGUGACUGAAAACAAGAUUUUUGUAGAAAUUGAGAGAGCAAGAGUUACAAAGAUUUUGAGUGAUAUUCUAUUGAAUGAGAAGCAUGAUUUAGAUAAAGCGUGCGAGGUUUUAUCAGAGUUGCAAGUUGAGACAUAUGCUUCCAUGGAUAUAGAGGACAAAAUUGAGUUCAUUCUUGACCAGAUGAAGUUGAACAAUUUGAAGGGCGACUUUCAGUUCUCUAAAAUUCUAUCAAGAAAGAUUUUAAUUAGGACUUUAGAAAAGUUUGCUGAUCUUAAGUUGAGAUACUAUCAAUUGAUUACAGAGAUUGCACUUUUUGAAGAUGAUUAUGAAAACAUAGUCAAAUACAAUCUGAAUAUAUAUAACAUUCCGAAAAUACAAGGUGAUUUGAAAAACGCGAUUAAGUACUUGAAACAGGUUGCCGCAUACAUAGUCUUAACUCCGUAUUCUAACUCUCAAAAUGAUCUUAUAUCAAGAGUUGCAGUAGAUAAGAACUUGUCAAAGUUGCCAGUAGAGCAGGAAUUAGUCAAAGUGUUUACAACAAAGGAGUUGAUCAGCUGGAAGAAGUUUGAGGAAGUAAUUGUUGCUAAGCUCUUGUAUGAAAACAUUUUUGACGAGAAUACCGAGAAGGGCAAACUACAUCUCAAAGAUUUGAAAAAAAGGGUGACUGAACUCAACUUGAGAGUGAUCUCCAUCUAUUACUCUAGUAUCAAAUUGGAGAGGUUAUGUCAUUUAUUGGAGUUGAAUCAACUAGAAACCGAAGGCUUCAUAAUUGAUUUGGUUAACAAAGGUGAUUUGUUUGCAAAAAUUAACAGGCCUUUCAAAGUUGUCAACUUCAUAAAGCCAAAGACUGAGAAUGAGUUGCUGAACGAUUGGAGUGGAAGCAUCGAUAAACUACUGGAAAGCAUAGAAACAGUCGAGCAUUUAAUCAACAAAGAAGAAAUGAUUCAUGCUUCUACGAACUGAAUAUCAGUCGACUGAUUCACAUUAAUCUUGACUGCUUAAUGUCCUUGUUUUAUAAAUUAAAACUAAUGCAGUAAAUUGAUCUUGAUCCCAAAAAAAAGUUAAGUAAAGAUUCUACUCAAAAUUUUAUUAUAAACAUAAGCCUCGUGAAAAUAAUCAGGUUACAAUCAAUCAUUCAUUGUAAUUGGGCUUGUCGCUGUAGUUAUUAUGGUCCAUAUUAACGGGGGAUAUGUCAGUUCGGCUAAUGUAUAACUCUUUCUCUUGCUCUUUGCGUCGACGAGCACCUUCAACCAAGUUAUUCCAUCUUUCUUUCAAUUUCACAAUUUCAUUCUCCAUGUGAACCUUUUCUCUUUCUAGGUCAGAGAUACGCUGCUGUAACUCUCCUACCAUAGUAAGCACAGA